Mauremys reevesii (Reeves's turtle) is the source of this 3221-nucleotide messenger RNA. It is a transcript of the gene ANKRD42, whose product is annotated as ankyrin repeat domain 42. NCBI's taxonomy places the organism in Eukaryota, Metazoa, Chordata, Testudines, Geoemydidae. Gene Ontology annotation, molecular function: protein binding. The transcript is spliced from 14 exons. The record is from RefSeq and is a predicted model, not a curated record. The coding region runs from base 639 to 2081 and encodes 480 amino acids.
GCUACAGCAUAGGAGCAAUCUCAGAGACCCUCAUGGCUUUGCUGCAGUGCAUCUCCUUCUCGAGGUCUCUCCUUGAUGACUGAGAGAAUUCAGGUUUACGUACAUGGGCGCAAGGAAGAGCAUCUUCAGAGUUUUCUCCUUUCCCAGUGCAUAUUUUGCUAGAAAACAGAUGUCCCUGUUGAGAAGCCUGUUUGAUCCCCAGAACUAACAGCGAGUGAGUGGGUUGAUGCAGAGGGAGCAGCUCAAACAUCCAAAGGGGCUGGCUAGGAGCAAGAUGUGAGCCCUGCAGGGCAAGAGAACAGAAACCACAAGAUACCUGCAAGAAGAAGCAGCUACCUGGAAAAGCAGCAGGAGCAGCAGCAGAAUUUGAAGGUUGCCGUAGCAAUGAACAACUGCCUUCCAGCAAGCUACCUUAGCAGCAGCAAUGAACAAGCAGUUAACCACCUUAGAUCUGGCAGAUAACGGCUGCAGAAUCCGCAACCUCCUGGGACAACAUUGACACCAGCUUUCCCGUGACAGAAGUAUCCCUUUCUAUAGAGGAAUCCAAGGGAUUGUGAAGAGAGUCUGUCAAGAAGAAGCCAAAUUAUGCUAACAUACAUGAGGCAGUGAAAGCCAGUGAUGUAGAACAACUCGCAUCAAUGGUAAAAAGCGGAGCCAGUAUUAAUGAGGUGGAUUUAGUCCAUAAAUUUACACCUUUGCACUGUGCAGCACACUCUGGAAGCCUGGAGUGUCUUCACUGGCUGCUCUGGCAUGGGGCUGAUAUAACAGCUUUAGCUAUAAGAGACUGGACAGUAGCUCACCUUGCUGCUAUCAGAGGUCAUGAUGCUUGUAUGCAGGCGCUUGUAAUGAAUGGAGUAAACUUAACAGCUCAAGAUGACCGAGGAUGCACUCCGUCACACCUAGCUGCAGCCCAUGGACAAUCCUACACUUUACAAACCAUACUGCGGAGUGGAAUGGAUGCAAAUGUUUCAGAUAAGAAUGACUGGAAGCCAGUUCAUUAUGCUGCUUUUCAUGGCCGUUUGGGUUGUUUGCAGCUUCUUAUUAGAUGGGGAGCUACUAUAAAUGACGUGGAUAACAAUGGAAAUCUUCCAGCUCAUCUGGCAGCAAUGGAGGGCCACCUGCAUUGUUUUAAGUUCUUGGUUAGUAAAAUGGCCAGUGUGUCUCAUACCUUGAAAGCCAGGAAUGACCAUGGGGAGACCCCAAAGGACUUGGCACAGAGGUUCUAUAAGGAUAAUAUUGUGCAGUACAUCGACAGCGUGGAACAUGAAAGAGAUCAUCCAGAAGAACAGGAAAAUUUAGCAUUUCCAGCCCAUGUGGCUGCUUUCAAAGGGGACUUGGUGACACUUAGAAGAUUAGUGGAAAGUGGAAUCAUCAAUAUUAAUGAACGGGAUGAAAAGGGAUCCACUCUCAUGCACAAAGCUGCUGGACAAGGCCACACAAGCUGCUUGCAAUGGUUGAUUGAAAUGGGAGCUGAUUGUGACAUUACAAAUGAAGCUGGAGAGACUCCAAAGGAUGUAGCCAAGAGAUUCGCCCAGCUGGCAGCUGUGGAGCUUUUGAGACGGGCAAUGGGAGACGACUCUGAUGAAGAAUUAGAUGACAACGAUGUAAGGUUUUUUGACAGACAUGGCGUGGAAGGGAGCACAGACACCACGGAAGAUUUAAUUCCAGAUGAAGCAAAAAAAAGAGACGCCCGCAUAAGAGCCUACCAAAAGAUUGAAGAACUUCGGCAACUUCUAGAAAUUGCCUACAGCAACUACAAACAGCUGGGAGGAAUAACUGUAGAGGAGAGGAAGAAGAAGAAAGAAGAAAGGGAGGCUGAAAAGAUGAUUCGAGAACUGGAGGCCCAGCUAGAAUACGAACGUGUCCGUCGAGAGAAACUGGAGCGUCAGCUGGAUGAAUACCGAGCAGAGACAAGCCACCUCAAAGAGUGUCUGGAGAAACUGCAGCUCACACCCACCAUCUCUGGGGUGAGUGUCUGCCCUCAGGAAGGUGAGGCUGCCUCUGAUUUAGGAAAAGAGAAAAAGAAAAUGAAGAAAAAGCCACCAGGCAGCCCCGGCGGAGUGUUUGUGAGACGAUACUGAGGCGUGAAUGGAGCAUUGCUGUUUUGCAUCCAUCUUGUCAGACUGAGCGUUAGAGAAGGGUGUUCACACAGGAAAUGCAAUGCUCUCUAACAGUGACAGGACAAGGCCAUAUCAGACAAUACUGCCAUGAGCUAAACUCAUGACAAACAAGGGUUACCUUUUAUUCCUGUCUGAAAGGUCUCUCUCUAAGUCAGAUUCUGAUAUUUCACUAGAGGUAGUGGAAAUGUUAUGUAAUAGCACUGGUAGAAGGCAAGCAAGCCUCAAGAUACUACAGAAGUGUGCAUAUAAUAUAUUUGCAGCUUAAUGUUGUACACCACGUAUGGUUUCUGAUCCUUGUAGUUUUAACUAGCUAUGUACCUGGUUCUUUGCUUAAAGAUAAAUCUUAGUGUGGAGAGAGACUCCGUUUUCUGAAAUGGUGAAUUUUUUUUUCCUUUCUGUACUAGCACAUGGUAGUGACUGGUUAGCAAAUCAUAUAGGGUAAAGUUUUCAAAAGCAUUUAAGUUCAAUUUUUAGAAGUGAGCUAGGCUCCUAAGUCCCCUUGACUUUCAAUGAAAAUUAGGUGCUUACGUGCCUAAAUCACUUUUGAAAAUUUUACCCAUAUUUUCAUCAUAUACUCAGAAAAUAGAAACUUAAGUACUUUUGCAGAGAGUUGCUCUAACUGAACCUCCAGACCAAGUAUUCUUGUUUAUCCGAACUCUUCCAUGUCUUUCACUAAGACAUGGACAAUGACAUCUUUCAUAUGUCACUUAUAUGAAAAUAAUUCAAAUGACAGAAGGAAAAGAGAUGGGGCAACCUAAGGACAAUAUACACACCCUACAAAUACCUGCUUGUGUAAAUAAUCAGGCUGUGCCAACUCCUCACAUGGUCAUCACUUAACAGCAAACUCCCUUACGCUGAUUUCACUGCAUGAGGAAUAAGGUUUCAGUUAAAGGGGAACAAAGGAGUUGACAGUUUUACUAGCCAGACCACUCAGAACCAAAUUACAGCUGUGUAAAAAACACUGAUACCAACAAGACUAGAGCAGUCAGAGGAAGGAGAAUUUCGCCCUUAGUUGUGAUUGUGCUGCAUUUGCAAUACUUUAUAAUCUUAAGUGUCACAUAAAGUAGCUAUACUUCUGAAUAAAUUAAAACAGUCAUAGAA